GAGGGGGGGGGCCCGCGCGCCUCCCUUUCGGUCCCCCCGGGGUCCCCGCGGCUUGGAGACUGGGCCGCCCGCGGCCGCCGCCUCUGCGCGGGGCGUCCUUUAGCUCCUCAUCAAGGUCGCUCGCGCGCGGGAAAGACGCCCCCUCCCCGGAACGUCCUGCCGGGAUGUUGUGCGUUGGCUGCCGGGGCCGACGCUGCCGACCCCCUUCUGCUGCGGCCGCCUGCACAUCCGGAGCUCACGAGGUUCCGGCUGCACCAGAUAAUAGAUGAUUGAAGAGAGACCUCCACUUCAAGUUCUUCUCAUCUCUACAUUGCAUUAUAAAUUUAAUAGAAAGAUAUAGAUGGAUUAAGAUAGAUAUAGUUGGAUAUAGAUAGAUAGAUAUAGAUAGGUUUAAGUGCCAGGCAAGACAACAGUAGACCCAAAGUAUUAUCCAGUCUGCAGAAGUGAGCUGAAAACAGAAUUAGUGGAUGCUCGGAUAACCUGAUGGCUCUAAAUUAACUCCGACUUCAAACCAGAGUUAUCAUUCAAUCAAAGCGGGAGGAAAGAAAAGGGGGCACUGCAUGACUUGACUAUGGAAUACCAUUUCCAAAUAGCUAAAGCGUGACUGGAAGCCUAAUGAAUUUCAACCACAGAGAUUCAGAGAGCAUCACUGAUGCCUGCUCCAGUGAGGAUGUUCGUGAAAUAGAGUUGGUGAGCAUGCUAGAAGAACAGUUACCAGAGUAUAAGCUACGAGUGGACUCUCUGUAUCUGUAUGAGAACCAAGAUUGGUUCCAGUCCCCAGCCUGUCCUACCCAUGUGCCUGAGACCAUCUCUCCAGUCCAUGCUGAGGAGACCUUUCGUUACAUGUCUCUUCUUGAACUUCCCCCCUCCUCUUUAGCUGGACCUCACACAUUUUCACAAGUUCUGGGCACAGACAACGAAGAGCAGAUAACAAAAACAUACAGUGAUGUUGACCUGCUCAAACAUCUGUUAGCUGAGAGGGAUCGGGACCUGGAGCUCGCAGCCCGGAUUGGACAAGCUCUUCUUAAGCGGAACCAUCUCCUGACAGAACAGAACGAAGCAUUAGAAGAGCAGCUAGGACAAACCUUAGACCAAGUUAACCAGUUGCAACAUGAACUAUCAAAGAAAGAUGAAUUGCUUCGUAUCGUCUCAAUUGCUUCCGAGGAAAGCGAGACGGACUCCAGUUGCUCAACUCCACUUCGGUUCAAUGAGUCCUUCAGUGUGUCACAUGGUCUCUUGCAGUUGGAUAUUUUGCAGGAUAAACUCAAGGAACUGGAGGAGGAGAACUUAGCUCUCCGAUCAAAGGCUUGCCAUUUAAAGACAGAAACUAUUACAUAUGAAGAAAAGGAGCAGCAACUAGUCAGCGACUGUGUUAAAGAGCUCCGUGAGUAUCCAGGAGAAACAAAUGUUCAUAUUGCUAGAAUGACAGAGGAGCUAUCAGAAAAGAGUGAGGAGUUGGUUCGCUACCAGGAAGAGAUCUCAUCCCUUUUGUCUCAGAUUGUUGACCUUCAACAUAAACUCAAAGAGCAUGUAAUUGAAAAAGAAGAACUGAAGCUUCACCUGCAAGCUUCUAAAGAUGCCCAGAGGCAGCUGACAGCAGAGUUGCAUGAGUUACAAGAUCGGAAUGCAGAGUGUCUGGGGAUGUUGCAUGAAUCGCAAGAAGAAGUGAAGUAUCUGCGCAGCAAAUCCAGCUCUGCUUCUCUUUGCCGACCCCACUCAUGCGGAACGUUUCCUGCGGAAUCUCUUGCAGCAGAGAUUGAGGGGACAAUGCGUAAGGAGCUGAAUGUGGAUGAAGAAUCUGCCCUUUCUAAACAAAAGGUUCAGCAAAAGCGGGUAUUUGAUACUGUUAAAGUUGCUAAUGUCACACGUGGUCGCUCUUUCUCCUUUCCUGCCCCACUACCAAUCCCAGGAUCUAAUCGUUCAAGUGUUGUUAUGACAGCAAAACCCUUUCAAUCUGGCUUACAUCAGUUGGAGAGCAAGAUACAGCUGGCCAGAAGGAGCAAUUUGGAAGAAAUCGAGAAGGAUACCCCAAAACUGGGCCAGCCUGGAACCCUGGCAGAUAACGAUUUAACUACAGCUCUGCAUAGACUCUCCCUUCGUCGGCAGAACUACCUGAGUGAAAAGCAGUUCUUUGAGGAGGAAUGGCAGCGCAAGAUGCGUUCACUGGUUGACCAGAAAGAAGAGAGUAGCGGUUGCAGCACACCAACGGAGAGUUCCCUUUCCUUGGGGACAAACUCAGAACUCAUGGACUUUUCUGGGAGCUCUAGCAGCCUCCGUAUGUUCAUACCAGAGAAACUACAAAUUGUCAAACCUCUUGAAGGAUCUCAGACCUUGUUUCACUGGCAACAACUUGCUCAACCCAACUUAGGCACCAUCCUUGACCCAAGGCCUGGUGUUGUCACAAAAGGCUUCACUCUCCUGCCUGAGGAUGUUGUCUACCACAUCUCUGACUUGGAAGAGGAUGAUGAGGAAGAAGGGGAAGGAGGUAUAACUUUUCAAGUGCAACAAUCCUUUUUGAAGGAAAGGACGUGUCCAGUGCCAAAGCCUGUGUCAGGGAUCUUUCUGCCAUCUAUUACUUCGGCACCAAUGCCACUCACUGCCUCAAACCCGGGGAAGUGUCUCUCCUCUACUAACUCCACCUUCACCUUCACUACAUGUAGGAUCCUUCACCCCUCUGACAUAACUCAGGUUACCCCCAGUUCCACGUACGUACCGUUGUCACUUGGAAAUAGUGGCAGCAGUACUGUCAACACAAUGGUCAGCUCUCCAGCCAUGUCUUACAGACUGAGUAUUGGAGAAUUUCUCACCAAGAGGAGAGACUCUGCUACCACCUUCAGCAGCACUAGCAGUCUGGCUAAACUCCUGCAAGAACGAGGCAUUUCUGCCAAAGCUCAUGAUAAUCCCGUCUCAGAACAACUGCCUCUGCUACAGCCCCCACAAACCCUUCCCAUUCCUUCCACUCCACCAAAUUCUCCUUCUCAUUCACCGCAUCUUUCCCCCUUGCCAUUUGAGUCUCGAGCACAUCUCUCUGAAAAUUUCCUAGCAUCUCGACCAGCUGAAACAUUUUUGCAGGAGAUGUAUGGCCUGAAACCAGCUCAUAACCCUCCUGAUGUAGGCCAACUGAAGAUGAGCCUGGUGGAAAGGUUGAAGAGGUUGGGUAUUGCUAGAGCAGUUAAACCCCCUGAGGCAGGGGUCAAUGGAAAAAAUGAAGGGCCAGAAAUUGGCCUGAGAAAGCAAGACUCUGCUGUCUUCUUAAGUGCAGGUAGCAACUUAAUGGGAGUACUGAGAAGGAAUCAGAGUCUUCCAGUCAUGAUUGGGGCACUUGCAGCUCCAGCUUGCACAUCCUCAUCAAAAAUGGGCAUCUUGAAGGAAGACUGAUUUACCCAAAAGUGACAGACUUUUAGCAAGAGAGAGGAUAUAUAAAAAAUACAUAUCUGAUUAUAGGCAUGGAUUGAUAUGUAACAGCUGCAGAAGGCAUGUGCAUGUCGAAAGGUAUAGGAGAGGGGAAAGUAGAGGAGUUGAGGAAGAGGUGUGCACACGCACAUAAAGAUUUGAAGAAGAAAGUAUUGGAAAAAGAGCAAAGGAAAGAAAACCAAAGCCAAGCCUUGAGGUCCUUCAUGCAUCUUAGUAGUUUGAACAAAAGGAAAAAACAGACAUUUAUUGCUAUUUGUACCUUUAAGCUGGUGUCUGAGGACAUAAUGUGUUUAAUGUUUUUUUUCAUUUUUUCCACAUUAAUGGGAUUAUUUUAGCAAUGUGUAGUGGUCAUAAUGGGCCAUUUAGACGCUUUUGUUUCUUUUAGCGCUAUACUUGUCUUGUGCUAGACAAAAAUAAUUGAUGCAAAUCCCUCUUCUUAGUGAACAACAAAUACAGAACAACUUAUUUUUUUUCUGGGGGAGGGCUCUGUUUCCAAUUCAGAAAUUUAAUUCUGUAUAGAAAACACUAUUUCCAUUUGAAAACAGAAAUUGGGGCCAGGAUUUUUAUUUUUGGAUAAGUCCAAUGGUGCUAGUGGCAUAUUAAGAGAAUAGUUUCUUUUCAAACUUUCUGAAGGCUGUUAAAAGCACACAGAAGGAAGUGCAGUCAGGAAGACUGAAUCAGGAGACUGCAUAUUACAGAAAAAACUUUUAUGUCAAGCUAGGUAUUUUUUCCAAAGUAUACUAUGUAUAUUUUUAAUGAGAAGUUUUAUUUGCACAAAAAAUCUCAGGCACACUUUUAUAUUACAAAAGGUAGUAAAACUUAGGUGCUUGAUUCAGGUAUUACUUGUACUUCUAUCAAACAGGGAACAUAACAGAAGAUGAGAGUAGUUCUGUGACUGAUUCUUCUCUUGAAAUAUGGAUAGUCUCUACAUUUUCAGAGAACUUUUUCUAAAAGGUAUAUACGUAAUGCAUUUCACAUUUAAGUCCACUUCUCUGAGUCUAGGUAGGAUUCUCUUAAACAGAUUUCAUUGAAAAAAAAAUCCAGGAAAACUGUUCUCUAACUAUGUAGUACAAAAACAAAUAUUCAAGACUGGCACUAAAGCAGAAAGUAAGAUUAGAGACUAGUGCUUUUGGUUGCUACUUUUAUUAGAAGAUGAUCUGUAUCUUCUUUGGAGAGCAUUUCUGAACCUGUUUCUAAAUGAAACUAGUAGGAGACACUUUGUGCAUUGCAAAAUUUAUUUCUGUCCUUGGAUGUCGGUUGACAGGACACUUCAACCCUUAUUGCAUCAGGUUUGGGGAAAAUUCUAGCUGUAACUAAGCAUAAGAAGUUGAUUCUUUGCUGAGGUUCUUGGCAUAUAUGAAUGAUCUAUUCCAGAAGUUGGCAACCUUACAGGAGCAGCAGGCCAUAUUAGGGCAGUCCACUUUCUCUUGCCAUCUGUCUGCCCAGCUUCCUUCCCGCCCUCCCUUUUGCUAGCCGUAUGUUCCUAUUCCGUGUUCCCCCUUUACUGCCCACUCUCUUUGCCAGCUCCCCACCCACCCUCACUGGACACUUGUCCCCUGUGUUCCCAACCCAGCAACCUGUGCUCUCAACCCUGCCACCAUUUCUCCUAUGCUCCCAAUCUCUGCACCUGCUUCCCUUGCCAACUCCAGAUUCCCCCUGCUAGCUGCAAGCCAGAUAAGAUCACUUGGCAGGCCAACUCCAGUCUAUACCCAUAGGUUGCCAGCCACUGAGCUAUUUCAUGGUUUAUAAAGUAGUGACAUGAUGAAACCCUGCCCAGGCUGAUCAAGGAAAUGGAGCUUUGCUGGUAAACCUAGUGCAAACAAGGCUUUAAUCUCUGUCAUAGAACAGUUCGUUUGUAACUUAAUAGUAUCUGGAGAGAACUGCUGUUACUGUGGUUUUAAGCCCCAUCUCUUUGCAAUUCAUCCAAACAACCAAAAUGUACUCGAGUUGCUCAAGUGUAGUUUGUGAUGGAUUAGACCAGCAUGCAUACUUUGAAGGUUCACACCACACUGAAAUAUCAAACCAGGGUUUCAAACUGUUUUGGCUGGAUGGUCUUUACCUGCACUGGAACAGUUUCUGGUAUGGACUUUAAUACAUUUUAGUCUCAUUCACAUUGGCCAGCCCAUACCAUGAUAGGAUUAGUUUUGCCCAUAACCAUGUUGUGACAGUUGUGCUUAGUAAGGGUGGUCAGGCUCCAAGCUGACACCUUUGGGGAGUACAUUGGGGAAAGUGGGUAUAACUGCCAAGGGCAUGCCUAUCCUAAUCUGAGCUCUGGCCACUGCCAGGAUGAACAUAGAAGCUUUAAAUAGCAGAGGACAGAAAAUUACUGUGAAGUUGUUUUGUUUCAUUUCAUGAAGUGUCCUUUCCUACUUAUCCAGUCCUUCCUGUAUAUUAGUGAUGCUUUUGGAUAUAGUGUCAAAAUAUAUCUAUAUAUCUCAAACACUCCAGGCUUAUGCAAGGAUCCUAAGCUGCCAUGCCCAAGAGCAUUCAGUAGCAUUGGUAGUUGCCUUUUUGCACUAAGUAAAAUCCUGUACUACCUUUAAAAAGAUAUUACAUGAAGGAACAUAUUUAAAAUGCUUUAUACGGGUUAAUUCUUGUAUAAGUGACAAGUGUUCCCAAUUCAGGUUUGUUGUUUUCACUUGGUUCCACCCCCAAGGUUUGUACUGCCUGAGACUUGUGCCAGGCUUUGCCUUGCUAAGCAAGAUAAAUGAGAGGGGUUUUUUUAUUUGCUGUCUAAGGAACCAAGUGUCUAGUGAACUGCAGAUAUGGAGGGAAACAAAGUGAUGAAGUAGUAGACAAGUCAGACAGUCUUGUAUAUCCAGAGAAGACCGUAGUGUCCCAAGUUUAAUGUCCAGUUUAUGUACAUUUAUUAUAGAAAUAACUAAAUGGCAACGAGCUUUUUAAAUGUAUUAAAUAAUUUAGAAUUAAUGUGUGUAUUUCUAAGCAGAUUUGCUUAGAAUUGCUACAGAUGUUUGCUUCAUAUGCAUAUUAUCAGCAUAAAAAGCAAAUCAGCUAAUUUAGACUUUCACAGACCACAUUUCUGUCAGAGUUAAUUUAAAAGUACAAUAAUUUAAACACAUGUUUGUCCAAAUGGAGUGAAGCCUUUUUAAAAGUUGUUUUGAUUUGAGUGUCAGGAUAUUUCAGCCAAGAAAAGUAUAAUCUGGUGUGGUCCAAUCCAUGGUAUGGAGAUGUCUAAUAAAGUGUUUGUAAAACAGUUUGUCAUGAAAUACCUGCCUAAAGCAGGAAGGCAAUGAAAGCAGAGCAUGUACAGAAGUGUGGGAUUUGUUAUUAUCCAUUGAGUCAAAGCUUUGGUGCAAUACUGUUGAAGCUUUAUCUUGCAAAUUUACAUCAUGGAUACUCAUGUAUGUUUUGUGUCUAAUUUUCAGUGUCAGGGAAAAUUAAACUUGGAGGAUGUAGCAAAGGCUUGUGCCAAAUCUGAGAAGGCAGCUUUUAGAGAAUGGCUUUCUUGUUGAUGAUAGCAUAUUUAGUUGCUGGUGUUUCAAAAAAAAUGAUCAGUUUGUCUGCAUCGCAGCAGGGACUAUGCAUUUGCAGGAUUGAGAAAGCUAAGCUUCAGUAAAAGGGUCUUGAUAAAUUCAGGGUGUCUUAGACACUGAGUAAUAACUACAUUUGAGAGUGGCCCUAUAGCCACAAACUGCAGGGUGGAACAAAAAUUGGAGGUACAAGUAGUAAAAGGAAGUUAGCCAUUGCUUUUAUUAUGGAAGACCCUCAGAAGGUGCAAGUGAAUGGGGUUCCUGCAGUGUUGGCCUUAUUCAUGUUUUUAUGUAUACUUUGGUAAAGUACACAUUUAACUGAGGGCUGUUGAGUCUUCCUAGGUGGACUUCUUUGGUGUAAACCUCUUACAAACCUGUAUGAUGUUAAUACAUAGAGUUGGUAAAAUGGGAUGUGUUAGAAGAAAAUCAACUGUAAUGAAAACAGCAUACAGAAGCGCAAAGGUUUGAGGUCUGAAUCCUGUUUAGUUGCACAGGAUGUUUGUGCACACUUUGGGAUCUACAAAUACAAGGGGUUUUUGUUCAUCUGCUUUUUGCACUUAAAUAUUUGUUUUAUAGUGGAAUGUAAAAUUUGAUAAUAAAUAUGUAUAACAUGCCUUUUUACAUUA
Molecule: messenger RNA, 7531 nt
Organism: Alligator sinensis (Chinese alligator)
Lineage: Eukaryota; Metazoa; Chordata; Crocodylia; Alligatoridae
Gene: TRAK2
Product: trafficking kinesin protein 2
Exons: 17
Coding region: 616-3378 (920 amino acids)
Biological process (GO): neurogenesis; anterograde axonal transport of mitochondrion
Cellular component (GO): dendrite
Molecular function (GO): GABA receptor binding
Source: RefSeq, a predicted model, not a curated record